GGAGACCAGAUAUAGUGAAUGCAGGGUCCAGGAGACCAGAUAUAGUGAAUGCAGGGUCCGGGGAGAGCAGAUAUAGUGAAUGCAGGGUCCGGGGAGAGCGGAUAUAGUGAAUGCAGGGUCCGGGAGACCAGAUAUAGUGAAUGCAGGGACCGGGGAGACGGGAUAUAGUGAAUGCAGGGUCCGGGGAGAGCGGAUAUAGUGAAUGCAGGGUCCGGGAGACCAGAUAUAGUGAAUGCAGGGUCCGGGGAGACCAGAUAUAGUGAAUGCAGGGUCCGGGGAGACCGGAUAUAGUGAAUGCAGGGUCUGGGGAGACCGGAUAUAGUGAAUGCAGGGGUCCGGGGAGAGCGGAUAUAGUGAAUGCAGGGUCCGGGGAGACCGGAUAUAGUGAAUGCAGGGUCCGGGGAGAGCGGGAUAUAGUGAAUGCAGGGUCCGGGGAGAGCGGAUAUAGUGAAUGCAGGGUCCGGGGAGAGCGGAUAUAGUGAAUGCAGGGUCCGGGGAGA
Messenger RNA from Staurois parvus, 500 nucleotides. Lineage: Eukaryota; Metazoa; Chordata; Amphibia; Anura; Ranidae. The record is from the annotation of a GenBank genome assembly.